Molecule: messenger RNA, 432 nt
Organism: Mesorhabditis belari
Lineage: Eukaryota; Metazoa; Nematoda; Chromadorea; Rhabditida; Rhabditidae
Source: the annotation of a GenBank genome assembly
AUGGGUCGGGGAAUCGUUGCUCCUUGUACAUGCUCAGUGUUAGCGUCAAUGAGGAAAGAGGGGCCAUCGAGCGGAAGUUCGACCGAAACUCAAAAAUGUGGAAACCCGGGUUGCACAACAGCUUGUGGUUGUCCAUCGGCGUGUUGUGGUGGACCCUAUCAAGCCGUUGCCUACCAUGGAACGAUCUAUUGCUCAUUGGAAGAGCCGAUUUCCUGUGUCGGAUCUUGGGAACCAUGGUUCAACUACACGUUGUGCAAUGACACGUGUGGAAUGUGCGGCACUUACACACAACAACGAUACUGUAUGCCGCCUGGCUGUCAAUGCACCGGCUCUUUCACUCAAACAAUGCCUUGCGCUGCAUCCGUCUGUGCUUCUCCGCGGAGCGCUUGUUGCACUGGGUUCACAGAAAAAGCGAAUACCUGUUCUGUAUCA